UGGGAUUUGACUGGUGAAGCUAAGCUCCAAGGACAGGCAGCUUUCUAUGCCCUGCCUUGGUAAAAGUUUUGUGGGGACAGUGCGUGCAGCAGCCACACUGCAAAACUGAUCCCUGCAGUCAGCACCCAGAUCGUGACCGUGCUUUGGUACGGCAUGAAGAAAUGCUCGUAUUGUUCAUUUCUCCCCAUUUGGUGUUGGGGAAGGGAAGGCUGGGGGAUGAGAGGAAUACCCCCAAACUUGUAGAUUUCCAAACCUUCUCUGCCUUCAGCCACUGCAUGAAGAGAAGGGGUACUGUUGCACCACCAAAUUUUUUUUUUUUUUUUUUUUUUUUUGCGGUUUUCACAUGUUGACUUUGAGGCCAGGCUUUGCCCUCAGAGGUUUUGUUUUCUCUCGAGCAGCUGGACUUUAAACUUUAACAUCCCCUGUUUAGCAAUUUCCCCAAAGAGCUGCAGGAAUGCAGGCAGGGUUACCAUUAGCUGCAGAGGGUAACAAUGGCAGGUUGCUUUUGGACAAUGUUGUUUCUUCUCUCUGUCCUUUUCAUUCCCACAGAGGAGACAGUGUUUAUAUCAGCUGAUGAUGCAAAUGAAGUUAUCAAGAGACACAGGCGUGCCAGCUCCCUCCUUCUGGAGGAGGUCCUCCAAGGCAGCUUGGAAAGAGAGUGCCUUGAAGAGAGGUGCACACAAGAGGAAGCAAGAGAAGUAUUUGAAAAUGAUGAGAUGCUCAAAAUGUUUUGGGAUAACUACUACGGUGGCCAGAGAUGUUCUUCUAACCCGUGCCAGAAUGACGGCGUGUGUGAGGACAGCAUUCGUGGCUACACCUGCACCUGCACCGAGGGCUAUGAGGGGGAAGACUGCGCCUUUGCUAAAAAUGAAUGUCAGCACCAAGGAAAAGAAGGAUGUCACCAUUUCUGCUAUCCAGGAACCAAUUCGUACCGUUGCUCCUGUGCUGAUGGCUAUGAGCUAGGGAAAGACAAAAAGCAAUGCAUCGCAUUAGAUCAAUGUGCAUGUGGCAGACUUCGAGACAGUGAUAAUCUGAUAAGCGAAACCCUGAAGGAACAUGACAAGCACUUUCCUUGGCAGGUCCUGCUGCUGAACUCAGAAGGGAAAGGCUUCUGUGGAGGAGUGCUGCUAAAAAGUAAUUUUGUCCUGACCACAGCAGAGUGUGCCCUUCUGCACAGCCAUUUUGAAAUCAGGGUUGGUGCUGGGCACAACAGAACGUGUGGAACCGAGAGGAUAAUGCAAGUUCACGAGAAACACAUACACAUCCGGUAUGAUGAAGACACCGGCGAGAACAACAUUGCUUUACUACAGCUCCAUGAGCCCAUUGAGUGCAACAACCAGCAGCUUCCUGUAUGCAUCCCUGAAAGAGACUUUGCAGAGCACAUCUUGAUUCCCAAAUUGGCUGGUACCGUCAGCGGCUGGAAGAGAGAAGGCGAUGAAGUUCAAGGUGACGAGCUGCAGGUUUCCUACCUUCCUACAGAGGACUGCGAACAAAUACUCAACGUAAGCCUCACAAACAGGCAGUUUUGUGGACACAUCCAGGAGGUCAUAGACAAAAGACUGACUGGAGGAAGCUUUAUAGCCACUGAGUAUAAGGGCACUUGGUUUCUGACUGGCAUCCUGGGACCCUGGCCACUAGAAGAUGCUGACAGAAAAACAUUUCUGUUUACCAACACUGCGAGAUACAUGAUAUGGCUUAAACACAAAAUGAAGUAAGACAAACACAACCAACCCUCCAGCACCAAACCCCUACCAGUCACUGCAAGGAAACCUUUGGAGGCAGCCAGUAGACACAUUUGACUCUAUCACCAUUUGCAGCACUGGAAGUUGCAAUGAUGCCUAUUUAACUCCGAUUCACACGGAAACAUCCAUUUGUCUUUCCUUCCUCUGUUGACACACAACACUGUGAAAGCCGUGACACAGUAAACGUAGGUGUUUUACUAAUAAAUUGACUGAACUCUACGUUUCCUAGAACUGUUCGUUCUAAAACUCAAAAAGCAUUGAUGCCUUUCUGGGCUUUUAAAUGUUACUAGA
Molecule: messenger RNA, 2033 nt
Organism: Oxyura jamaicensis (ruddy duck)
Lineage: Eukaryota; Metazoa; Chordata; Aves; Anseriformes; Anatidae
Gene: PROZ
Product: protein Z, vitamin K dependent plasma glycoprotein
Exons: 8
Coding region: 492-1715 (407 amino acids)
Biological process (GO): blood coagulation; proteolysis
Cellular component (GO): extracellular region
Molecular function (GO): serine-type endopeptidase activity; calcium ion binding
Source: RefSeq, a predicted model, not a curated record